Bacidia gigantensis is the source of this 1176-nucleotide messenger RNA. RefSeq lists its product as uncharacterized. Bases 1 to 1176 code for a protein of 391 amino acids. The transcript has a single exon. Lineage: Eukaryota; Fungi; Ascomycota; Lecanoromycetes; Lecanorales; Ramalinaceae. The record is from RefSeq and is a predicted model, not a curated record.
AUGAUCCCGAGCUCUGGCACACACCCGAUCUCAAAUGCUGCUGCUUACAUCGAAGGAUCGAGUCACUCAAAGCUUGGCCCAAAUUUUUAUCAAGAAAAGUGUGUCCACAAGCCCGCCCUAUCCGCAGAUCCUGCGUCCUUUGAACGUCUCUACAAAAAUCAAAAUACAAGGGAGUUCGCCCCCGCAACACUGUACGCUGAUGAAAGACAGUCUCACAAUGAUGACCAGCACGCUCUUAGGUUUGCAGAGCCAAUGCUUGAUACGUGGGGUAAGUGUAUCGAGCCCACUAUCUCUGGAUAUACUUCAAGUGCUGGAAGGACAGAACAUUCCUCACUGGAUCCCUUGAUGCAAACAGGAGCCAGGAAUCCAUAUCAAGAAGUCCAAGCCAAUCCUGAAAAUGUCGGAGUGAUGUGGAAUCCUCAGUACAGUGACUAUAGUCAUUCGAGUCCAAGGUUUCUGGAAGACCCUAGUCACGCGAUGUCUGAGCAUGUGGUAAUGUUGCCAGACGAGCAGAUUGGAUCUCUGCAAAACAUGGGCAGUCCCUCUCAUUUUGGUGGAAUUACCCCACAGGGUAAUCAAGGUCAUGCUCUUCCACAGCAGAGGACGGAUACUAAUUCCCACUUUCCUGGGAAGUAUCUCAUAAAUGACGAGGAUGUUAUUUGCGACCGACAGGGCUAUGAUCCCAGUGAGGAGCCUGCCGAAUUGAAUGCCUAUCCAAAACCCACCCGCCAGAGAUACGACGCGGCAGAUCCCGUUGGAAACCCUCAUCAUUGGUCGCAGAAAUCCAAAGUCGCACCAAUACCUUGUUCUCUUUCUUCAAUUGGUAAAGGCAAGCCCUCGAAUUCUUCCAAUGGCAGUUCAUUAGAGGAAAAUUUCCUUCCCAAGCCACAGGCCGCCCUGUCAAAGGACUGGCAGCAGGACGAACUUUCGGCUUCUCAAGAGGGUCUCAAAAGACAAAAGUCGAAGACAAGCCAGCCUCCAGUGAGACGCCAAUUGACUCCAAAUGGAAAGAAGGAGGCUUCCAUGAAGCGUCAGCUGGGAACUGUGUGUGAUCAUCACCGCAAGACUAAGACGAAAUGUAUUUGCUACUCGCGAGAGACGUUGCAAGAGCAGUGUAAAAGACUCCACGACAAUGUGAGCCAAUCUUUAUUCUUAGUGCAUCCGAGAGCAAUCUGA